UUCCCCCUUUUCGUCGUCUUCACUAAAAAAGGAAAACAAAAGCCCUUCCAGAAAAAACACACCUGUACAAUCCAAACCCUAAUUUGAGACGAAAAACACCACAACUUUUAUAUUCACUUAUCACUACAUUACAUUCCUCGACAACAAUGGGAGCCAGUAGAAAGCUUCAAGGAGAAAUCGAUCGUGUUCUCAAAAGAGUUCAAGAAGGCGUUGAUAUUUUCGAUAAUAUCUGGAACAAGGUUCACGAAACUGACAAUGCGAACCAGAAGGAGAAGUUUGAGGCCGAAUUGAAGAAGGAGAUUAAGAAAUUACAGAGGUAUAGAGAUCAGAUUAAGACAUGGCAACUGUCCACCGAAAUCAAGGAUAAGAAGGUUAGUGCCUCUUAUGAGCAGGCUCUGGUGGAUUCUCGCAAGCUUAUUGAAAAAGAAAUGGAACGCUUUAAGAUAUGUGAAAAGGAAACAAAGACAAAAGCCUUCUCUAAGGAAGGCCUUGAACAGCAGCCUAAAUUGGAUCCAAAGGAGAAAGCCAAGUCAGAGACUAGAGAGUGGGUGAACAAUACGGUGUCUGAGCUGGAAUCACAAAUUGAUAGUUUUGAAGCUGAGAUGGAAGGACUAAUCGUUAAAAAAGGGAAGACAAGGCCACCCAGACUGACUCAUUUGGAGUCAUCAAUCAAUCGGCACAAGGCUCAUAUAAUGAAGUUAGAGUUGAUAUUGAGAUUGCUCGAUAACGAUGAAUUAAGUCCUGAGCAAGUCAAUGAUGUUAAGGAUUUCUUGGACGACUACGUGGAACGAAAUCAGGAAGAUUUUGAUGAGUUUGAUGAUGUUGACAUGCUAUACAACACCUUACCUUUGGACAAGGUAGAGUCGCUGGAAGAUCUAGUUACCAUUGGUCCACCUAGUCUUGUUAAGGGUGUUGGUGCUGCUGGUGUUGGUGGUGGUCUAAGCAUAAAAGCUGCAAUGUCUACAUCUCCGUCUCAGUUGCCGGCCUCAGCCACAUUGUCUAUUAAAAACAAAGGUUCUGUUCAGGACCAAGCUAAUGAGAUGGCUCGGACUCCACCCCCUAAGAACAAUGCACUUUCGUCUGCUCCUCCAACAACAGCAAUGACCCUUACAACCCCUGUUGCAGUUGGUUCUGCUUCUGUCCUUUCCGGUCCAAGUUCUGUUAAGGGCAUCUUGGACAAUUCAUCCUCUUCUGUCCCUUCAUCCCUAAUAAGCAGUGCUGCCAAGGAAGAAGAGGAUUCCAAGUUAUCUUGCUGCAAACCAUCUCCAGCCCUUCCUGAAGCAGGAUUAAAGAAUCUUGGUAGAGGUGGCCCCACCAACCCACCCUCAAUCAGCGUCCCGAUAACUUCUGGUGGCGCGGUUUGUUGCAAUAGAUCACUUGAUGUUACUGCGGACAAAGCCACGAGAGUUACAUUAGGAUGUGAUGAGAGACUUGCCGGUAGCGGAAUAAUGCAGCCUAUAGUUUCUUCACCAAGCAGUAGAAUGAUAUUACCUCCCCAUGCCAAGACUGGUGAUGCUGUUAGUGGCGGUGAUGGUGGUGGUAAUGGUGAGGUGGGAGGCAUGACCAGUAUGGUGUUUUCACCUUCUGGAGUUCUUAGCAUACAAGGGAGGUCUGGAAAUCCCUUCCCAAGUCAGCAUGAAGGGUUAGAUGGAAGAACUGAAAUUGCACCAGACCACAAGGUGAAAUUUUUGGAGAGAUUCGAACUGGUGCGGCAGCAGGGUCAGGGUAACCUCCUUGGCAAGACUCCUCUUUCUGGGGGAAUUCAUAUGCAAUUUUCAGCUCCACAGAACCCCCUUCUCCAACAGUUACAGUUCCGCUCUCAAACUUCAGUUUCAUCUCCUCAAAGUGGGCUGGUUGGAGGACCAGCAGCAGGUGUUAUCGCUGCAACAUCAGCACAUAAAACAAGUCCAAUCCAUUCACAGUCUGGUCAACACAUGCUCAUAGCAAGUGGCUUAAAAAACACUGAAGCUGGCAGUUUGAAAGCCAAUGAGUGUCAGCAACAUAUGAAUCUGUUGGAUGAUUCUGCCAAAGGUCUGGUGCUUGCUAAGAAUACUGCCAAUGAAGACAAUUCUAAGGUGUUUUACACCAAAGAUGCCCAGUCUGGAGUAUCUGGUUUCGUGACCAAGGCUUCUCAAGUUACCAGAGAUACCGGCCUCUCUCCUGGUCAACCUUUACAGUCAAAUCAAUCUUCUAACAUUGGGGUCAUUGGCCGAAGAAAUGUUUCUGACUGUGGUGCAGUUGGCGACACCGUCAGCAUUUCAGCUUUGACCUUGGGACCCUCUCAUGAUCAGAAAUCUAUUAUGCAGUUGCUCGAGUCUUCCUUUUACAAACUUCCACAACCUAAAGAUUCUGACCGCAUCAAGAGUUACACUCCAAGGCACCCUGCAUUGACCCCUCAAAGCUAUCCUCAAGCGCCAGCUCCAAUUGUUAGUAGCCCAGCAUUUUGGGAACGCCUUGGAUCUGAUAUUGGGCUUGAUACUUUGUUUUUUGCAUUUUACUAUCAGCAGAACAUGUAUCAACAGUACUUAGCUGCAAGAGAACUAAAGAAGCAAGCAUGGAGAUACCAUAAAAAGUACAACACGUGGUUUCAACGGCACGAGGAGCCGAAAAUUGCUACCGAUGAUUAUGAACAGGGAACGUACGUGUACUUUGAUUUUCAUUUGGACGAUGAGAAUGAGGAGAUACAAAAUGGCUGGUGCCAAAGAAUCAAGACUGAAUUUGACUUCGAGUACCAAUAUCUUGAAGACGAGCUCACUGUGUAAAUAAUACCUAGAAAAUGAAUGCAACUGUAGUCCUUAGCUUCUGCCCCCUUGUUUAGUUAGUUCGUAUACCUUGCCAUUUCCAAAAAAGAAGUUAGUUGGCAUAUCUUGAAGACUUGAAGUAUUGCAUAGUGCACUGCAUUAUUACUUUCUAUCUGAAUUACGUGCUCAGAUUGUUUUGCAACAUUUUUGGCUUAUUAAUCUUCAAGAGAUAGAUGGUAAGUAGAUAGAGACGGGCAGUGCUGUCAAUCGUUCCAAUUUCA
Erigeron canadensis is the source of this 3022-nucleotide messenger RNA. RefSeq names its product CCR4-NOT transcription complex subunit 3-like. Gene Ontology annotation, biological process: regulation of DNA-templated transcription; nuclear-transcribed mRNA poly(A) tail shortening. The coding region runs from base 147 to 2762 and encodes 871 amino acids. Lineage: Eukaryota; Viridiplantae; Streptophyta; Magnoliopsida; Asterales; Asteraceae. Gene Ontology annotation, cellular component: CCR4-NOT core complex; nucleus; P-body. The transcript is spliced from 16 exons. The record is from RefSeq and is a predicted model, not a curated record.